Molecule: messenger RNA, 4680 nt
Organism: Trematomus bernacchii (emerald rockcod)
Lineage: Eukaryota; Metazoa; Chordata; Actinopteri; Perciformes; Nototheniidae
Gene: stc1
Product: stanniocalcin 1
Exons: 4
Coding region: 132-968 (278 amino acids)
Biological process (GO): intracellular calcium ion homeostasis
Cellular component (GO): extracellular region
Molecular function (GO): hormone activity
Source: RefSeq, a predicted model, not a curated record
GGUGCUAUCUGUCAUUCAAGUCAAAAGCAUUGUGAGGAGUCCAGUGUAAAGACAUUGCUGGCAGCUUACUUGUGGUAGCCUUCGUUUAGUGUGUUUUCGGUGCUGCAGAAGCUUUUUGGAGCGCUAUUCUUAUGAUUUACACACAGAGCAGGAGGCGUCUCUUUACAUUUAGUUGUAUUAUCUGUGUUGAGAGGACGAUGCCUUUGAGGACCGGACUUUUUCUCCUGAUGGUGCUGAACGCAUCUGCAUAUGAACUGGAUCAAAACGAGUCUUAUUCGCCCAGGAGAGCACGCUUUUCCUCCAAUAGCCCUUCAGAUGUGGCACGCUGUCUCAACAGUGCCCUCCAAGUUGGCUGCGGAGCCUUCGCCUGCCUGGAAAACUCAACUUGUGACACAGAUGGCAUGCAUGACAUCUGCAAGUCCUUCCUAUACAGUGCUGCUAAAUUUGACACUCAGGGUAAAGCAUUUGUGAAGGAGAGCCUUAAGUGCAUUGCCAAUGGCAUCACAUCGAAGGCAUUCCCCACCAUCCGCCGCUGCUCCACCUUCCAAAGAAUGAUCUCCGAAGUCCAGGAGGAGUGCUACAGCAAGCUGGAUAUCUGCACUGUUGCCCGAUCGAAUCCAGACGCUAUUGGAGAAGUGGCACAGCUACCAAGUCACUUCCCCAAUAGGUUUUAUGGUAAGCUGCUACAGAGCCUGAUGGACUGUGAUGAGGACACAGUGGAGCGCGUUAGGACCAGCAUGGUGUCGCGGCUGGGCCCAGAGAUGACCAUGCUUAUUCAGCUGCUGCAGAACAAGCCCUGCCCAUCCACUGCUGUGGCUGCAGCUGCCGCCAUCCCAACUGGAGUGGAGAGCCGUGGGAGCUGGCGCUGGUCCAUGGGUCCCCAUAUGUACAAGACCCAGCCUAAUCUGCGAAACAGAGACUCUGCCAGUCAUUUUGGCAAAAAACGCUCUGCCAGUGACAACUCCUAACUCAGAUUCAGAAAUUCCACACACUCCUCAAAACUUCAUGAAAGCUCCUCUAUUCCCUCGGGGUGUUAAAGUCCAUUCCUCCGCUUAGACUGGAAGUUACAGAAACGUGCACCUCUAGGGAAUGCCGGAGCGCCCAUAGAGUUGAUAUCAGAGUUUGAUUGUUGUUAUAUUGUAUAUCCUACACUUUAGGCUUGAGAGAAAUCCCCUUUCCAUCGAGUCCGCUCACAGUUUAGUGUUGAACAUGUGGCUGUUGCAUCUGUGCGACAUGGUCCUCUUCACCUCCUCCAACAGAGAUGAACCCUUAACAAGUCUUUUGAUGCAAAGCCACAACAAAAAAAAAAGAUAAGAAAAGAACAGCCAUAGUGGUUCACACCUCUAGUGCACAAAUCCAUACUUUAAAAAGACAAACAUUUCAUAAUCCCGACAUUUAUUCAUGAAUAGAGAUCUGUAGUUGGAUUAUUAGUAGUUCAUUUAUAGGAAUGGGGAGUUAUUGGUAGAUGUAUCUAAAUAUUUCAGCAGUGAGGCCAGUCAAAUUGUGAGCAUGAGAUGUGGAAAUUAGUUUCAUAUCUAUUUUCUGACUAACAUAACAAUGAAAAUGUACUGUAAGUUAUCUGAGACAGCCAUAGCUAGCCCUCUAAAAGAGCGUGUUCAUACGGAGUGAGGUCUGUAGAGGUUUUAAUGAUAACCUUAAACUGACCAAAAAACUUCUAACUGCCCUGAAUGCUAUUCAUGAAAAACCAAAAUAGUAUCUUAUAAUUUUUUUCUGAUGGCGGAUGCAGCCAUGUGUUUCAAAUCAUCAUCCUGCACAUGUCCAGGUCGAGGCCAAGUCUAACUGUCAGAAAAAAAUCCAUUGUGUAUAUCUAGUAUCCACUUGUAAUGCAUAUGACUGUUGAGAUAUAUAUGGGACCAUGUUUAGAGGAAUCUGUAUCCAUGUUCUGAACUGAGCGUGAAGCAGGUGUGUAUGUGCAGUAGCUGAUUAGCGACUUCACCGAUGAGAGAGCAGCCAUCUUCUUAGACUGAUGAUUCUCUGAGGUGAAUACCCUGACAUACACACUGACUUCCAGUGUCAAGAUUAAGAGUGUAUAUUUAAAACAAAAAAUAAGCCUUGUUGGAUGAUAUUUAUUUUCCUACUAUAUUAUUUAAUUGCAUUAUUUUAGUUUUACUUAGUUUACAGAUUUAAAAAUAAAAAGCAGUUCAGUCAUGGCUCCUAUUUGAACAUGAGCUCUAUGCCAAAAAGAGAAGUGAGCUGACACUCUGGUGACUGAAUGGGACCCAUGUCAUGACUCUGUGCUGGCCAUAGGGGAACAAUGUUGGCCAUUCAAGUCAGGGGAUCUACUUAAUGGGUGUUAUAAGGGACCACAACAAAACCAUAGCUUCAUUUUGACACAUUUUCUGGUUGAAAAAAAAAAAAAGUCGCCAUUGCAGCUGCUAUUGAGGAGUAACCAGGUAGAAUCACAGUAAAACAAACACCAGCAUUAAGUCUUUUGAUUGUUACGCCCUAGUUUGCGGUGCUUCUCUUCGCAUUUUUUUCCUGUUAUUAUUUAUUUUUGUAUUUAAUUGUAUUAAUGUGUAUGUUCUGUUAUUAUAGAGUAGAGACAGAUAUGGGAAAGAUGCAAGAGAAAUAGUCGCAUGCAUGAUAGGAAUACAUACUGUGGUGUCUGUAUCUACUUUAGCUCUUGGUCAAGAAGCUUUUAAAGCCCCUGGACCCUUGGUUUCUAACAACACAACAUAAAAUAUGCAGAGCUAAGUAGGCGAAGCUAACAUUAAAAAAAUGUUCCUAAGUCCACUUUUGCAGCACAAAUUAUCACAUGUUUGUGGUACAGUGUUAUCGGUUCAAAUGACAGAAACAAGAAGUUUAUGUUAGUGGUAGACUCUAUCCAAUUGGCAAGUCUCAUACAAAAACAUCACAUGAAAGCUGGACAUUUUCUCAGAUAAUACUGCAUGUUUCAUGGCAUUCAGAGACUGAGACAAUCACUCCGAAUCAGUAGAUCAGAUCAGAGCCACAGUCACUUUAUGCUGGUGUUUGUUUUAUCUGUACCUGGUAGAAAGAUGGGGUUUUUGAGCCACAAUGUCAUUAAAACGUUCAAUGGUUAAUGUUAGUUUUUGUUUGGCAGCAAAUUGCAAAUGUUCGUGCACAUUGAAAAUGCAAUGUAGAGAUUUAUGUGAAAACCAGGGCUGGGUUUAGUUCACUCUGAAAACACCCAUUCUUCAAAGUUUAAAACCUUGAAAAUAGUUGUAUAACAAAAUGAUGUAAUAAAGAUUUUAUUUCAGAAAAUAAUUCCUACAUUGUCCUUGACAAUAAGAGUGCAGCGCAGACCAGAAACAGAGAUGCCAGUGUCAAAGUAAAAGCUAUGUUAAGAACUCCAAACUAUGCAAUAAUCUCACAUACAAAGGAUUCACAGCAACACAGAAAUGGUCCUUUAUUUCAUUCAGUGCAAGCUUAUGCUGUCUGAAUAAAGCAUCAGUGUGUGUGCGUUCAUGCUGCACUCACAGUGUGAAGGCAUUGCUCCUCUAUAUUACUUUCCGUUUCUGUGUUUUUUGUAAAGUGGGGUUUCUUUUUUUGUUCUGUGAAUAUGAGCAUUUAUUUUUGUGUCAUUUGGUGCAAAAGGAGCGCAGUUCUGAAGGAAUCACUUGGGAGGUUAAGAGCUAUCGUCACACUGUUGUAUAUCCUAGCUUAAUAUUUUAUGUUAAAUAUGCACUUUGCAUCUUAACCACUAUAAAGGGCAUUGAAACAUUCAGCACAUGUGCCAUGGAGACAUGUUUUAUUUUCCCAGUGUAUGAAAAUCGGUUAUAUUUUGCAUCCUGAAGGGUCAGGGCUUCUACAUGUACUAUUGAUACAUAUGUCUGUAUCUUUGUUGUCCAUGGGUAAAUCCGAAACCCAACAGCUGCUGCUAAACUGUUUCUCUGUCUGAGUCUGUCCAGAUGCCCGCUCUGGUUUGUCAACACACAGCUCAGCAUCAGUCCACACUCACAUUCAAGCAUUUGAUUGUCUAUCCGUGUCUUCAUAUAUAUUUUUUUUUAUGAACUUUCCUCGUGUCAAAUAUGUUUGGCAAGAGCAAAUUGACUGUUUCCUCACCAGGUUAAAUGUAAUGGUAAUUUCAGAGAAUGUACCUGUAUACUGAAUGUCUGCUUCGACGAGGACAUGCCCGAGUUAGGUGACCCGUGAAGGCUGUUAGGAAAAACUAAAAGAGAGAAAAGUGUAUUAGUUGCGUUUUUAGAUUUUAAUUCAAGUAAAGGGUGCUUAAGGUGGUAUUGGAGCAUUAUUAAAUUCGACCCAUGGUGAGUUUUGUGAAACUGUUUUCCUGUCAACACUAGAGUCUCCUUCGCUUCUAACACGUCAUGGUACUCUUUCCUCUCAAGACUUGAAAUAGAUAAAUGUCGUGCUAAAACUAAAUCACAAAGCUUCAGUGACUAGUAAAGUUUAUUUUGUAUUCAUAUAUAUAUAUAUAUAUAUAAGUGACAGUUAUUUUACUAUCAGAUUAAAAAGCAUAUAGAGGAUUUAAGGAUGUUACUGAAGUUCCUGAUACAGAUGCUAUGUAACGCAUGAUUGACCCUUGUGAAUCACUUGCACUUUAAAAUAUACCCAUAUACAUAUAUACCCAUACUGUGUAUAUGUUUGGGUUUUUCCUCUGUACUGAAAAGUCAUGAAAGAUACAAAUGCAUCAAUUGUGUGUCUUUUGCUGAUCAGAAAUAAAAUAUUUAUCAUAUCUGG